UGCAUGGCGGCGGCGUGCAUGGCGGCCAUUGCUAUCUUGAGCUCUCAAGUUCUGGGCAAACUUGCACACAAGGUCAAUCACAAUUAAUGCGGCCAAUGCCCAAAGAUGGAACCGCUCGUUUUUGAAGUGGCAGGUCCUGCGUAGAUCGGCCAGAACAGAUUACAAGACGUGGGUGCAAGCAGCUUUUUAGGCUGCAGGGGCCGGGCCGGCGAUUAUCACCAGCAACGCCUUUUUUCAACUAGUCAGGCGUGUGAUGAGCCUUAAAGCUCUUGCAUCAGAGGACAAGAUUCUAUCGCAUUUUACAAUGCUGCGGUCACCCCGCAAAAUGCAGUUUGUUCUGUACUUCUUUGUCGUCUCAGCGAUGCUCCAAAUCUGGGCUAUGCAUAGUGCUCACACUCUAGAGGUAGACGCGCAUAGCGGGGCUGCCGCUGAUCAGUGCUUGCAAGGAGGCCAAGGAGCUGCCACAUGUGACGCAGCCCUUGACAGUCAUCUGAGCAAAGCUGCGCCAAAGCAUGAUACUCAGACUCCUCCUACCAUGACAUUGCUGAUCAAUGGAAAGGUCUUCACCCCCGAGCCCCUGGGUGUCAAGAUGUGCUUCUGGCGGGGGGCAUGAUUGCAGCGAUCCUAGACCCGCAAGACAUGCCCGCCGCUAACUUCUCUGGCCUGCCAAUCGAGGUGAUUGACGCUGCGGGACAUGUGGUAGUGCCUGGAUUUGUGGACAUCCACGAGCACAUCACAGGCGGGGGCGGAGAAGCAGGACCCGCAAGCAGGACGCCGGAGGCCCAGCUCUCUGAGAUCAUCGCGGCGGGCGUGACCACAGUGGUGGGUACUCUGGGCACCGACUGCGUCAGCCGCAGCCUGGAGAACCUGCGCGCCAAGGUGGCUGCCCUGGAGGCGGAUGGCCUGCACGCGCACAUGUGGGUCGGCUGCUACCGCGUGCCGUCGCCCACCCUCACCGGCUCCCUCGUGCGGGACAUGACCCUUGUGGUGGGCGCGGGCGAGGUGGCGGUGAGCGACCACCGCAGCAGCUGGCCGUCCACAGCGGAGCUGCUGAGCCUGGCGGCAGACGCCCGCGUGGGCGGCAUGCUGAUUGGCAAGCGCGGCGUGCUGCACCUGCAUGUCGGCGAUGCGCCGUCGUUGCUGGGCCCGCUGUGGGCGGUGGUGAACGCGACCGGCGGUGCGCUCCCGAUGACGCACCUGCUGCCCACCCACGUUUCGUUGCGCGGGCCCGCUUUGCUGGCCGAUGCAGCGCGCUGGGUACGCCAGGGGGGCCACGUCGACUUCACGGCUGACCAGGCGGGCGAGAAUGCGUCUGUAGCGGCGUUGUUGGAGUGGCGGCGCGUCGGGGUGCCGCUCUCGGGUGUCUCCCUUUCGUCCGACGCCUUUGGCUCGCUCCCCGAAUACGACAGCGCGGGUCGGCUGGUGCGCUACGGCGCCUUCUCGCCGGCAUCGCUGCUGGCCACGGUGCGCGCCCUGGUGCUCGCGCACGGGUGGGCCUUCCCCACCGCGCUGCAGCUCGUGACCCGCAACCCCGCCCACUUCCUCGGCCUGCUCGCCGCAGGCCGGGUGGAGGCGGGGCUGCCGGGGGACGUGCUGGUCCUGCGGGAAGCGGACCUGGCGCUGCGCUGGAGCUUCGCGCGGGGCAAGAAGGUGCUGGCCCCCGGCUGGGUCAAGAAGGGCAUGUUCGAGAAGUAGAGGCUGAAGCAGGAGCCGGAGAGAACUACGUUAUCUGGAGCGCCGCGGCCAAGUCAUCGACCUUUUUCGAGAUGCAUCAAGCUGCGGUUAUGUCAAAAGCUUAUGGGGCCCAGGACGGGCCCGCUGCUGCACAUGCAUUUGCCAUCUUGUGCAUAGCUAGGCUGAUGUCGGUGACUCUCUAUUUGUUGCAAUCUUCAUCACCCCUUGUAAGGCUAGCCCAACGUACCGAAGUUGGUGAAUGCUACUGGAUGCAGAUCAUAGAGAUAUCAUACGCAAUAAUGACCAGGCUUUCGUACACGUAUGUACUAGCAUUAAAAACUAUUCAUAAAUGCCAUGGCACAUAAAGGCC
Messenger RNA from Klebsormidium nitens, 2044 nucleotides. Lineage: Eukaryota; Viridiplantae; Streptophyta; Klebsormidiophyceae; Klebsormidiales; Klebsormidiaceae. The record is from the annotation of a GenBank genome assembly.